Mercenaria mercenaria is the source of this 4716-nucleotide messenger RNA. Its product is annotated as inositol polyphosphate-4-phosphatase type I A-like. NCBI's taxonomy places the organism in Eukaryota, Metazoa, Mollusca, Bivalvia, Venerida, Veneridae. The transcript is spliced from 23 exons. The coding region runs from base 138 to 3215 and encodes 1025 amino acids. Gene Ontology annotation, cellular component: cytoplasm. The record is from RefSeq and is a predicted model, not a curated record. Gene Ontology annotation, molecular function: phosphatidylinositol-3,4-bisphosphate 4-phosphatase activity.
GGCCAAUCAAAACUUAUGAUACAGACCGAUUUAGGGCGGAAGGGCAAAAUGGCUUUAGAAACAAAAACAAGGAAGUGAAUAUUUUAGAUACGAAAUUAAUCUUCUGUGCUACUUCAAUGGAAGUUAUAUUGUGAACAAUGAGAUUUAACAAUAAAGAACUUGCUUUCCUAGCACAACAAACCUCCAGUUGUUAUGAUAAAGAAGGGUUUUUAUACAUCAAACAGAAGAAUGACAAGCUCUUCAAGAAAGGAGAAGCUUUUGUUGAAAGGUUCUUCAGACUGAGAGGAAAUCUACUUUUUUAUUUCAAGGGAAAAGAUUUUAAAUCAGACCCACAGGGAGUGUUUGUUCUAGAGAGAUGUACAGUAGAACUUGAUGUCAAUGAACAACAGAACUUCUCAUUUGUUAUAGUGUUUGAAGGGGAUGAGGAGAUUUACACAUUUUCUGCUAAAACUGAGGAAGAUCGAGAUGGCUGGAUCCAGGCACUACAUGUUGCCAGCUAUGAGUGCCUUAAGAUGCAGCUUCAGAGCCUGAGAGAACAGGUUCAAGCCAAGACAGGCAAAGAUCCAAUGGUGCACAUGAUGCCGUCUGAUACAGGAAUGGAGUUUGAGACGCAGGCUGCAGGCUCAACUGAUGAUCCUGCCAUGGAGAUAAGUUUAGAAAUUGAAGGUUUGCCAAAUGAUAGUACAGGUUUACCGCCCAACCCUUUUGUUGUUAUCUAUAUCAUAGUACCACCACAACAACAGAAUUGGCUGCAGCACAACCAUACUGAAAUGGUGGAGAAAAACAACAACCCUCAUUUUCUUAAGACAGUAGGGUUUGGAGAUUCCAGUGGCCUUGAGCCUACGACAAGAGUCAAGGUUACAGUGUACCAUGUGAAAGAGAGAAUGACAGGAACUAUGACGCAGAUUGGACAAGUGAUAUUCACUUUAAAUGAGUUAUUACUUUGCACUGAUAUGAAACUGAAGCUCUGUCUUAUGGGUACUGACAACAGUAAGGUUGGGAUUUUGACAAUUGUGGGUUGGUUGAAUGAAGGAACUGGACCUGUAGUGGACAUGCAGGAUAGCAAUGAGGUAUUCUCGGACCAGGCUAGACACACUAGACCAAUUUCUUUUAAAAGACGUUCAAAACGUUUGGAUACCUUAAAACCCAUGUGUGAAAACAUAACGACUCGUACAUUCCAAUUUGAAACUAACGAUGCUGUGAAAUUAAUGGUGUAUGAAUACAUGGCGGAAAGUAAAUACACAUUUGAGAUUCCUAUCAAAGUUUUGAAACUAUUCAUAGAAGAAGAAAAAUUAAGAAUUAAGCAGCUCAAUGAUUUAGGACAGCUACCAAGGCUGUUAGAAUCACACGUGGCAGUAGAUAUAAAUUAUCGAGCUGCCAUCGUAAUGGAGUACACAGACGCUGUAAACAUCUUGGCGUGUUAUCGAGGUUCUGUCAUGAAUGAUCCCAAAAUGAAACCACGGAACAGUUUUAAGCCGAGCAGUAAGAAGGGUGACAAAGAGUUAGAGUUUGUACCAAUCAAUCUACACUUACAGAGAAUGACUGUACUUAAUGAGUCUACUGAGGCAUGUGGAUGCUAUGAUAUAGUAACUGUAGGCUCCUUUGCUGCUCAUGCUCGUAAAUUCCGUUCCGGAGGACUGUCUCGUAUGCUGCAUCAGUUGCAGGAACAUUACACACCAGAGGGCACUCUGAGCAAGGUGUCAAAGGUCAAACGAGCAUGUGAACUUGUGAAUAAUCUACAUCAGUUACAGAUAGACAUCAUUAAAAUUUGUGAUCGUGUUUGCCAUGAGGCCCUGCAAGGGAACGCAGAUAGCUUAACAAUAGCAACAAGUGAAUUGGCAGAAAAGGUGAAAGAGUUGGUUCUUGAUUGUGCGAGUCCAAUAUUACAAAGCACAGCAAACAAACUAGCUGAUAUACACGAGGAGUUCGAAGCACUCGCUGAAGAAAAGGCAAAAUUGAAACAAGGCGAGAAAUCUCCCGAGAAUGAUUGGAAGUGGACAGGAAGUUGUUUUGUGAAAAGUCCUACUGUUGAACCCUGGGAUAUGACGCGAGUGAACACUGAGGCAGCACUCGUAUGUCUGACAUCCAUGGUUGAAGAUCUAGUGCAGAACAAAUCGGGAACGAUGGAUCGUCCAAAAUGGCUCGGUGAUAUCAGCCCGGCAGUGAUCAAAUUGAAAAGUUUUGUCGAAAUUGUGUGCCAAAAAGCAACCCACUUCAUGUCAUUUCUUGAUCUCAUGGAACACAAAGAUAGUCUCAAGUUGAUGCAUACAAUUAAAUGUAGAAGAGAUGUGGCAUUCAGUCAUGCUCUGACGACCCUUGUCACAGGAUUUAUGCUUCACAUGAAUUCCUAUGUGGAUAAUGCAGCCAUCAUGGAUCAGAUUUGCAAUAUAGGUGUUUUACUAGAAAUGGAGGGUUUACUCAGUUGCCAUAGUGACGAAGUUGGUAUGUUGGAAGAUAUGGUUGUUGCCAUGGAUGAUCUUUCAACGGUGACCUUUAAACUUGUCCAUGAAACAGCUCAGAAAAAUUCUAUAGAAUUGACAACAAAGAGCUUCAAAAAGGCAGGACUAUAUCCAGAUCUCAAUAGACACCACAUAUGUGUUGAAAUUCCUAUGAAGAAACAACAUUUUGAGAAACUACCUCAGAAGUUACAGUCAGGGUCAGAGGUCAAGGUCAUACCAGUUUUCUUCAACGUCGGUAUCAAUGAGCAAGCCACUCUUGCAGAAAAGUUUGGGAGUACAGGACUUCAAGAUAAAUCUAAUGAAGAAAGUUUAGGGCGCCUCCACAGAUAUGUUGAAGCGCUGGAGGAAGUUAGCACUAUAAAAGAGCAUAAAGUUGUAGGGACCAUACCAGAGCUGAUGCAACAGUUACGGUACAAUAUGUACACUAAGAAAAGUAAAAAUGUGGAGAUACUACAUCUUGCUGCAGAGUUGUGCAGAAAACUUCAUGGAAUACGUAUGACAUGCUGUAAAAGUGCCAAAGAUCGUACGGCGAUGUCUGUUACUCUAGAACAAGUCCAGAUAUUGCAGCGUGACCAUGACCUUGCUUCUCACGUGUUCUCGCAUUCUCUCGAUUGUUUUAGAAGUGAAGGUGUAAGACGAGAGAAUACUUUCAAAAAUAUUGGUUCUCGGAAAUAUGCAUUUAACAGUCUGCAGUUGUUGUCAUUUCCAAAACAGUAUAGACCUCCGAAUGGUACCUACGGAAAUGUACAAAAUUAAUUGUUAUGUUAGAGAAAUAGUAAAACUAUAGAAAUGGUGGAGAUAUUGGCCAUAGGUUGGCUAAAAGUCUGUGGUGCAGUAGUUAGCAGGUUGGGCUACGUCAAUGAUCUGGGCUUGAUUCCCUACCUGAAAUGGAUCUGGAUGGAACAAAGUGGAGCCCAUGGCUUUUGUGAUAUUUAUGCACCUCCCCAGCAUCCAGUAUUAGCCAACACCAUUGCAAACAGUACCAAUUUAAGUAUAUAGCCCAGCACUGUCUGAGCAUCAGCCACAACUACCCAUUUUAAACCAUUACUACUAUUGACUGACUAUGACUUUAUCAGAAAGAAACUUCAAUCUUUCCCUAUACAGUUCUUAUGUCAUCACUUUUAGUUUUUUGAAAAAUUGUCUCUGCCUUUUUGAAAACAAAGAUCUGUGCAUUCGAGCCUAAAAAGAUCAACAUAAGCGCCACGCCAUGAGAAAACCAACAUAGUGGCUUUGCGACCAGCAUGGAUCCAGACCAGCCUGUGCAUCCGUGCAGUCUGGUCAGGAUCCAUGCUGUUUGCUAACAGUUUCUGUAAUUGCAAUAGGCUUUGAAAGUGAACAGCAUGGAUCCUGACCAGGCUGCGCGGAUGCGCAAAGCCACUAUGUUGGUUUUCUUAUGGUGCUGCUCAAAAGCAUUUUAAAAUAGUGUUGAUGCAGUGUGAUUGAGUGAUAUUGCAGUAGUAUAUUUUUCUCGUGUGCUUGUUGAACCCGUUUAGGUAUUGGUUAAGAUAUUGGAUCAAGACUGGAGUGAUUGUUAGUAUAUAUAUUUGUGUAAUGGGCAAUAUGAAUGAUCUUUAUUUGAGGUAGGAGAAGCUUUUCAACAGUUACACUGUUACCAAAAUUUGUUACAUAAUGAGUUCAUUUAGUGUCACUAAGACCAUAUACAGGAAAGGUUUGUUAUAUAUGAGGGUCAGGGGAUGUAUAACAUGUGGUCUUCUUGUGUACACAAAGGAGCAUAAGAACGGCUCUUCUUUACAUAUAGCAAGCUGCUGAAUUGCACUGUCAAACAAUUUUUAGCAAACAUACAUGUAUAGCAUUCAUUCUCAUUAAUUACAGGCUAGACAUAGACCUUAAAGACCAGUCAAGGUAGACCUCUGGUACGUCAAAUAUAUUUAUAGUACAGAAAGUGAAGUCUGAAUCUCUACUGUUAAGAUUUUCUCUUCUGUAUUAUGUGAUGAAGUCUGAGAGAGAUUAUAUCAUCGCCUCAACGCGAAACUAGUCUAUGUGUAUAUAGAAAUGAAGCAGAUAGACUAGUUUCGCGUUGAUGCCACGAUAUAUCUUUGUUGUAAAGUUUCUGAUUUUGAUUUUGAUUAUUAUAUUAAUAUAUUAAUAUCAAGAUUAUUUUACUUAUUGUUGAUCAUUGUAUAGAUUAGUGCAAUAUGUCUGGGUUUAAUUUGCCAAAAUCAAAGCAUACUGCUUUAUUGUUACUGUUUUUUAUGUAAUAUUGAUAAGUGAAAUAAUAAAAUGAUUGCUAAAUUCA